GGUAAAUUAAUAAUAUUUUAUUAGUUUCAAUUAAUUUUAUCUGUAUAAUACGGGUAUAAUACAAAACAAUACAAAAUGCGUAUAUUUACAAAAAAAAGCCCAACACUGUUGGACAUUUUAUAUUAAAUAACAGUAAAUAACCAAGAUGACUGGUAAUUUGGUAAAUUACUCAUUAUUAUAACUCUGUGAUUCACUGACAAUUGUGACAAUCUGACAUAAAUUUAAUCUUUUGUUCAGGAUAUGUUAUUUUUAUCACGAGUAAUCAACACUAAUUAAAAGUUUUUAGAAAAACUCACACAAAAAAGUAUUGAGAAUAUGAUUGUUGCUUUUACCAGUAACAAUAAUAAGAAAAUAAAAAAUAAAAUUGUGAGCAUGUUUAAUUUUUUUGUUACUCAAAAUUAAUAUAAUAAUUAUUUUGGUAAUAUAAAUAAUAAUAUUUCUAAACAAUCAGUUGAACUAUUAUAAAAAAAAUUAAACGUCAUGAAUAUUUUAACAAAUUUUGAUGAGUGUCUUCGUGAUUCACCACAAUUUCGAACAUGUAUCGAAAAAGUAGAAGGAAACAUAGAUCAACUCGAACAAAAAUUAGAAAAGGUGUUAAAAAAUUGUUCAUCAAUGAUUGAUCUUGGUAAAUCAUUUCUAAACCAACAAAGCCAAUUUACAAACAGCAUGUUUGAGUUGUCUCAAUUUUUCAAUGAUGAUGAAGAAGUUAUGACGAGUCUCAGUAAGUUGGUUCAUGCAUUGCAAGAAAUGAACAAGUUUCAAACAAUUUUAUUGGACCAAGCAUUAAGAACAGUUGUUAAAGAUUUAAAUAAUUUUAUAAAAAGUGAUAUAAAAAAAGCAAAAGAAUUACGUCAUUGUUUUGAAAAAGUAUCAAAUGAUUUAGAUGUUGCAUUGAAUAAAAAUUCACAAAUAUCAAAAUCUCGACCAUCAGAGUAUGAAGAAACUUCAAAUAUAUUAACAGCAACAAGAUCAUGUUUUCAGUAUACAGCAUUGGAUUAUAUAAAUGCAUUGACAAUGCUUCAAGCUCGUCGUCGUCAUGAAAUAUUAGGAAGUUUAUUGUGUUAUAUGCAUGCAUGUUUUACUUAUUAUCAUCAAGGAAGUGAUUUAUCACAAGAUUUAGAUCCUUUUUUAAAAGAUUUAGGUGAACGUUUAAUAAUAAUGCGUAAUGAUUCAUUAAAAUUAGAAAAAAAAAUGGAAAAUCGUCAUGAUAAAGUUAAAACAGAUGAUAUAAUACCAGAAUUAUCAUCUGAUAAUCAAAAAAUGGAAGGUUAUUUAUUUAAAAGAUCAACAAAUGCAUUUAAAACAUGGAAUAGAAGAUGGUUUUGUUUAAAAGAUCAUCAACUUGUUUAUAAAAAACGUACUGGUGAUGAUGAUUAUACAAUUAUGGAAAAAGAUUUACGUAUAUGUUCAGUUAAACCAGUUGUUGAUUGUGAUAGAAGAAAUUGUUUUGAAGUUGUUAGUCCAAAAAGAAGUCAUAUAUUACAAGCUGAUAGUGAAAAAAUAUAUUUAGCAUGGAUUGUAGCAACACAACAAGCAAUUGGUGCUGCAAUACAAAGAGAAAUUGAAACAGAUACAACAACAAAUACAUUAAGUACAUUUUAUAAAAUUCAUCAAGAUAAUAAAAGACCAAUAAGACCACCACCAAAACCAAAAACAAGAAUAUGGGAACAAUUAUUAAAAAUACCUGGUAAUGAUACAUGUUGUGAUUGUGGUAAUUCAAAUCCAAGAUGGGCAAGUAUUAAUUUAGGUAUAACAUUGUGUAUUGAUUGUUCUGGAGUACACAGAGGUCUUGGUGUUCAUUAUAGCAAAGUUAGAUCAUUAACACUUGAUGAUUGGGAACCAGAGAUACUUAAAGUCAUGGCAGAAUUAGGUAAUAAUGUUAUCAAUAGUAUUUAUGAAGCUGUACCAGUUGAAUCAUCUGUUAUUAAAGCAACACCAUCAUGUGCUAAUGAUAUUCGUGAAACAUGGAUUAAAUUAAAAUACAUUGAUCGUAAAUUUGUUGAGCCAUUGGCAAAUUUAACAUUAUCACGUCAGCAUAAAAGUCGUGAAGUUGUAAAUUUUAGAAGAUGGAGUGUUAAAAAAUUACGUCGUCGUCCUCGUAGUCAUGAUAAAUUAUAUAGAUAUAAAAAUGAUAUGUCUAGUGGUUCUAUUAAAAAAUCACAAUCAAGCAAUACAUCAGAUUCAAAAAAUCAAACUACAUUAGAUGAAAAAAUAAAGCCUAAAAAAUCAUUAAAAAAUAAAGAUAAAAAAGAUAAAAAACAUGAUGAUAAUAUUGAUAACAAUGAAGAUGUAUUAGUGUUUGGUUGUAAUUUACCAGAACCAUUAAUUGAAAGUACAUUAGAAUUAACAUCUGAUCAUGAUUCAACUGCUGGUGAAGAUGAAGAAUUUGAUAAUGAAGAAGAUAUUGAUAAUUUACAUGCUGAUUUGCUGCUUUAUAAAGCUGCUGUUGCUCAUAAUUUACCAGUUAUGUGUAGAGCAUUAGCAGCUGGUGCUGAUAAAAUGUGGUGUAAUACAAAUGAUCAUAAUAGAACAGCUUUGUAUCAAGCAAUAUUAAGUGGAUCUGUUAUGUCUUGUGAAUAUCUUAUUCUAAAUGGAGCUAAAGUUAAUUUUCAAGAUUCAGAUGGUAAAACACCAUUACAUUUGGCAACAGAAUAUGGACAUACAGCACAAGUUUGUUUAUUACUUAAACAUAAUGCUGAUCAGCAUGUUAAAGAUAACAAUGGGAUUAAACCAUUGUCAAUUGCUAUUGAACAAGCUAAUGCUGAUUGUGUAACAUUAUUGAGAUUGGGUUUAUUAAAUGAAGAAAUGAUUAAUCCUGAUACUGGAGUUACUGGUGAUGAAACAUUUAAUGAAGUUGUUCGUGAUUUCAGUCAAUUAGCAUGCUCUCAUCCUGAACGUUUACAAAGACGAAGUGAUGAAUACAGUAUUUCAAAAUCUCCCAAAUAACAAUUUUAAUACAUAAUAUAUUUUUCUUACCAUUUGACAUAUUUCAAUAUGAAAUUAAAGCCUUAAAUUAUAUUUAAUUAAGUCUAAUAAUAAUUUUAUAAUAAUCAUUUUUAAAUAAUUAAUAAUAAAUAAUAUUUACAGACAAAUAAUUAAGGCAAUUUAAUAUUAUUUUUUUAUUAAAUAUUGUUUUUAAAUUUAUCGAUAAAUUUUUAAUAAAUAAUAUACACAGAAAAAUAAAUUAAUUAAACAGGU
Messenger RNA from Aphidius gifuensis, 3198 nucleotides. It is a transcript of the gene CenB1A, whose product is annotated as arf-GAP with coiled-coil, ANK repeat and PH domain-containing protein 2. The coding region runs from base 481 to 2946 and encodes 821 amino acids. Gene Ontology annotation, molecular function: protein binding; GTPase activator activity. The record is from RefSeq and is a predicted model, not a curated record. Gene Ontology annotation, cellular component: cytoplasm. Lineage: Eukaryota; Metazoa; Arthropoda; Insecta; Hymenoptera; Braconidae. The transcript has 5 exons.